Messenger RNA from Brassica napus (rape), 3894 nucleotides. RefSeq lists its product as uncharacterized. The transcript is spliced from 3 exons. The record is from RefSeq and is a predicted model, not a curated record. Gene Ontology annotation, molecular function: chromatin binding. The coding region runs from base 1512 to 2552 and encodes 346 amino acids. NCBI's taxonomy places the organism in Eukaryota, Viridiplantae, Streptophyta, Magnoliopsida, Brassicales, Brassicaceae.
AAUAAUGGAUUCUACUAAGAUUUUUAAAAUCCAAGAACCAAUAACAAUGGAUUCUUAAAAUUCACAAACUCUACACAAAUUCAUCUAAAGAUGUUGUAAUGGAUAAACAUUAAACGACUAAGGAUGUUUUAAUGAUGUAAAAGACACAAAAACUAAACAUAAUACCAUAAAGGAUUGAUUGGUCUCAUUCAAAUCAAUUUUAAUUAUUUGAAAGGGUUCUCUGGCCAUAAAUUCUAUGUUGUAACUUCGUAGUAAAUAUUUUUUUAUUUCAAAACUUUUUAAUAAUUGUUUUGGGUCAUAAUCUAUUAAAAUAAUAUAUGUAUAAUUGAGAAAACUAUUGAACCAGCAGAAACCAUUGAACUAUAUAUUACUGAUUACCUUUCUAUUUUGAAAAAUACAAAAGUAUUGAUUCAAUUUUAUGCAAGCAACUUAAUCCUUCAACAACUACAAUACUAAUCUCUAUGCACAAACAUAUGUGUUCACUGAUAACCUUUUAUUUUUACUGCUUUCCCAAUUUUAAUCUUAUUUAUAUAUAAGAUAUCAUAAAUGAUAAAAUUAAACAUUUUAUUUACUAUUUUGACCAAUUUUAUUUGAUUAAUAACAUUUUCUAAAUAAUAAAUUUGACCAUUUUUUUUAAUUUAUAAUAUUUCCUAAAUGAUAAAUUUGACCACUCUUAAUUUUAUUAAUAAGCAUCCUAUAUGAUAAAGUUGACUAGUUUUUGGAAAUAAAUUUAUAUUUGUACGAAAAAAUUAUUUUAUUUUAUUUUAAAAUUUUAUUACCAUGUUACAAAUUAUUCAAAUAUUUUGAGUUGAAUUACACUUUAGCUAUCUCUUUUAGUAAAUCAAUACCUUAAUUUAAAUUAUUUUUUCUAUAAAGAAAAUACAUAAAAAUUUUCAAUUAAGUUUCAUUAAAACAUAAAAAUUUAUAUAUAUAAUUUCAUUUUGAAACUUAUCGAAACAAAGAUCAGAAUUAGUGAUAUUAUUUGAUUUAUAAAUUUAUUACUAAUUAAAACAUAACUAUUCCAAUAUAUUGACUAAAAGAAAUUAACUAUAAAGUAAAGGUUUUAAUUUAGCUAAAUAUAACAUAAAUUAAAAUGAGAUAACACACAUGUCAAUACAUGGAUUUUAUUUUUAUAGUUUCAAUAUUUUUUUCCAUAGCUAAAAUCUUUUAAAACAUUUUUUUCACUAUUCAAAUCAUUAAAUUUUUGCAUAAAAAUCGUCAAAGAAAAUUAAGAAAUAAAAUAAUUUUCUACUUAAAAUGGCAAGGUAGUAAAUAGUAUUUUUUUUCCCAGGGUCUAUCUAUCUAUAUAUAUAUACACACAUAUGGAAUCUCUUUGUAAACCCCAAAAGUAAAGAAAGUAAUCUCUCUAUAUAAAAUUCGAGUUUUGAGAGGUGGUGAGAUAAAAGAUUACGUUCAUUUCGAAGAAGGUGUGUGAAUAUACAUACUACACGUUCUAUCAUAUCUUAAUAAUUUUCUACAUUCUCUUAUUUACACAGGGAGGAGGAAGAAAGAUGGUGUGGUCUCGGAGGUCCGCUCAGGUGUCCCCGGGUGACGACGAAGAGAAAAUUGUACGGGAGACGAGGUCUCAGGGACAGAACUCAAGGAGACUUGAGGAAACAAUGGAGGGAAAGAGGAGGAAGCGUAAGAUGGUGAGGCUGUACGAAGAGUCUGACGGCGACGAGGAAGAGAAGGAGAAAAAUGACGAGGAUGAGAAGGAAGGAGGAGAGAAGCUCCAUGGGGCGAAACCGGUUGGUGAGCCGGUUAAAGUUAGGGGUAAAGGCAAAGGGAGAAGAACCCAUUACAGGCAGUUCGAGCACGGCGGUUACAGAUACCAACUGGAGGAUUCGGUGCUCUUGUAUCAAGAAGACAAUAGUCUAAAGCCUUAUGUUGCCAUUAUCAAGGAUAUUACCCAAAAAAAAGAUGGACGCAUGAUGAUUCUGGGACAGUGGUUUUAUCGUCGAGAAGAAGCAAAGAAAAAGGGUGGUGGAAACUGGGAAGCAAAUGAUACACGAGAACUGUUCUACAGUUUCCAUUUUGAUGAGGCCCCCGCAGAAUCUGUGAUGCAUAGAUGUGUGGUGUAUUUUGUUCCAGCUCAUAAGCAACUUCCGAAACGCAGAGAUAACCCUGGUUUUAUCGUGCAAAAGGUGUAUGAUACCGAUGAAAAGACGCUGUGGGAAUUGACUGAUAAGGUUUAUGAAGUUUCAAAACAACAUGAAAUUGACCUCCUUGUGGAAAAGUCAAUGUCGAGACUGGGUGAUCUUCCUGACCUUGAAACUGAGGAACGUGUAGAGAUGGCUAAAAGAUCUUCCCGGAAAGUAAACAUACCUCCUGUUGAUGUUAGAAAGGAGGAAGAUGAGUACCAUUUGAUCCUACGCAAGUUUGAUUCACUAACAGGUGAUGCUCAUCGUAACAAAUGUUUAGCUAAGCUUCUGAAAGCAGUCCACAACAUAUGCUCCAACGCUGGUGAUGAAGGAAAUUUGGGUUCAGCUGGAUCCCAUCUUGAACAGGCUGAGAAUGGAUCUCACGAUAAUCCGUUAAAGGUCUUAAACUAAACUUUUAUAUCCUUUUGAUCAAAGUGUCUCUUUUCAUACACUCACCUUUCAUAUUUGUUCCUGCCAAAAAUUUUACCAAAUAACAUUCUGAUAAUCUGAAAUGUAUCAAGAAUUCAUUAGUUGCUGGAAUAACCCUUUUGUUUAAACUGCUUGACAGAAUGAGAGUUUUCUCUGGCCAGAUGGUGCUGUUCCUCGGGUUUGUGCUCUUGAGUUGGCUUUACAUGUUUCUCUUGCAUCGGAUUACUCUAAAUACAAUCAAAGGAUUAGGGCGUUGGCGUUCAAUCUCAAGGUUAGAAUCUGCAUUGAUUGUUUGUGCAUAUAUGCUCCUUAUUCAUAAUAGUUGAUCUAUGAAUUUAUGUCACAUUCUGAUUUGACCUGCUAAAUUUUGAAAUGCCUUAUGAUGAUUUGCACAGUAAUUCCUUUUCUUUUUUUUUGUCUGUAGAACACUGCACUGCUGGCUAAACGACUGCUCAAUGGGGAGUUAGAACCUGCAAAGAUUUUGAAAAUGUCACCCACUGAGUUAAAGGUUAGGAAAUUUUUAUAUUACAUAACUUGUAUAAAGAUUAAUCUGAAUUUGUUCUAUAAUGCGCAAAUAGUAAUGAUUAUUUCUUACAUGUUAAAUAAAUAAGAUUUGGUUUUAUGGGAUUCAGGAGGGUUUAGCUGAUGAGGAAACAGAGAAGAAUGAGCCUGAUGAUGCGGUACGGAUGCAGGUUUCUUCAUUUCUGACAGUCAGUUUUAUCCAGUUUCUUGGAUUUCAGUUGAAGAAUGUCUUUGACCAUGUCAUGUAUUGGCUUUGGAUGCAGAUGACUGAUGUAAGAUGCUCGAGAAGCAGUGAAAUUAAAGUUGGCCUGAAGGAUAUCAUUCAAGCUGGGCGUGGAGAUCGCUAUCAGGUUCUUGUGCUUUCCAUAUUAAGAUCUUCUUCUCUUUUCUGUGCAUAUUCUUUGAUCAUAAUAUUCACACACUGAUUUUGUUUUAUGCAUCUAGCUGGAGUGUAUUGCCUGUGGACAUUCAUGGUAUGCCUCAAGGGAUGAGUGAUCCACUCAGACUAAAGACACUGAACAACCUGCCCAAGGCACUAAGACUGCAGACGUUGAGAAGACUUUAACCAGUCCUCAUGAAGCUGGGAAGAACGCAACAGAAGAAUCGUUGAAGACAACCAAUGACUUUAAUGCUGACAACAAUCCUGAAGCCACCAAGUAAAAACAAAAGAGAGAACCUCUAGGGUUUAAAGCCUUCUACCUUAUGUUUAGGCUUUGGGUAUUAAAUUGAACUUGGUUAAAAUUUAACAUUUGAUUUAACAUUUUAGUUAUUUAAUUAAGGUAAAGCUUAUUUAUCUUGACAA